Messenger RNA from Propithecus coquereli (Coquerel's sifaka), 234 nucleotides. RefSeq lists its product as uncharacterized. The record is from RefSeq and is a predicted model, not a curated record. The transcript has 2 exons. The coding region runs from base 1 to 234 and encodes 77 amino acids. Lineage: Eukaryota; Metazoa; Chordata; Mammalia; Primates; Indriidae.
AUGAACAAUCAGUACGCGCGCCGGGAGGUCUUCUGCUGGAACACCUGUCACGAGCUCAAGCGCUUCUGGGAAAGGGAAAUUGGCAAACAGACUUGCUACCGAGAGUCGGAGGAGCAUCGUCUGGGAAGAAGUGCGCUGAGGCGGCUCCGAGAAGAAUGGAAGCAGAGGCUAGAAACAAAGCUGAGGCUGCGGAACAAUCCAGAUGAGACUGACAAGCGGGCCAAUGUUGGCUGA